Varroa destructor (honeybee mite) is the source of this 1777-nucleotide messenger RNA. RefSeq names its product sprouty-related, EVH1 domain-containing protein 1-like. Gene Ontology annotation, molecular function: protein kinase binding. Gene Ontology annotation, biological process: negative regulation of MAPK cascade. NCBI's taxonomy places the organism in Eukaryota, Metazoa, Arthropoda, Arachnida, Mesostigmata, Varroidae. The record is from RefSeq and is a predicted model, not a curated record.
GCGGCAGCGGCGGCGGCUCCAAAGGCAGCAGCAGGAACCGCGUAUAAAAUAAGCAGCUGCUGCUUUUCAGUCGGAAGUGGAUAGAGUUUGUUGGGCACAUAGUGGGUCUCCCUGUGUGCAUGUUAUGAACAGGCCAACGGGGCCACGAGGGCAAAAAAAUAGCAACAAGAAAAACCUACAGCGAUUACAGAUCGAAUGGAAUCACAGCCACCUAAGAAAACCUAAAAGCUCUGCGCCACCUUUGCCUGACUGCAUGUCUGUUCCGUGGAGCAGCAGCAGCCGCCGUCGGACAAAGCGAACAGGGACAAGGCAAAAAAAAAUCUGUACCGCGCAGUGGAGCCAUUGUCGCUGUCGAUAAUAGUUGUAAGUCCCCAUUAUCACUGCAGGACUUGAUGGCAUUGCAGCGAAGCAAUUAAAAGAACCAAGUGCCGGUCUAUAUAUAUAUAGAUAUAUAUAGCUACAUAUAUAUAUAUAUAUAUGAGUAUAUAUAUAUAUAGCUAUAUAUAUCUAUGUAUAUAUACAUAAUUAAAACCUUUUGCUCUCUAAAAAUAUUCUACCACUAAAUAGAGUGAACUUCGUCUCGUGCGUGCACUACUCGUGUAUGUGACCAUGCGUUCCUUGUGCUUCUCACCAUCGUCUUAGCACGUUAAGAACGUGAUUGAAAGCUGCCUUUGCGGAACUUGGUUUGCGCAAAGCCAUUUAGUAUCGUGGACGUCUAAAGGAGAGACCUUGAAGGAAUACGAAACCAGGAAGAUUUGUUAACCCAGCCGCCAAAGUUCUCGUCUUCCGUUGACGAGCUGCACACGUCCCACUGACGUCGAACUGAGAUUAAAUUGAACGGCAAAACAACCAUACAGUAUCGCUAUUAUUAAGACAUGGACUGGCGACGCUUGCCUGUAGCUGAUCGUAUGCUACUUGCGGCGAUGGUUCCAAACAUCAGUGACAUCUGCGACACCUCUGGUCACAAUGUCAGCGAGGAUUUUUGCGAUUAUUAUUGUUGUUAUAUCUGUCAUUAUUCUAGUCUACCAACAAAAAUAACAACAGUUGCAGUGGAAAGCGAAAAACAAAACGGCAAAAACAAUACGGCAUGGAAUACAACCAGCAUUCUCAUAAUAAUAAAAAUUAUUAUUAAGAUUAGCUGGGACACCGAUAAGACAACGAGAGUCGAAUGUUCAAUGUUGCCUAAGCAAGACCUUCAUCUGCCUCUGACGGUCGCGUUCCACGCGCAUUAGUGAUGGCCAGUGAGCUCGAAGGCAGGAACGGAAGUGGGAGUGGAAACGUGUCGGCCAAUUGCCUGGUCCGAGUUCGCGCCCAGGUCAUGGUGCGCGAUGACUCCACCGGCGGCUGGGUGCCAAUGGGCGGAGGCGGGUUAUCACAGGUGUCUGUGCGAAAACGUCUCACGCUAAUACAUAAUGACGACCCACAUGGGACCCAGGGAAGCCAUGCCGGGCCAAGUGCACCAGGCGCUGGGGGUUCCAAUUGCGCCAGCUACACAACUGAUUACCAGAUCUACGGUAAACGGCUCACAGACCAGUUCGUCGUGCUCUCAUGUGCAAUCAGUAAAGACUUCACAUAUAACAAGGUGAUGCCGACCUUUCAUCACUGGAAAAGCGGCGAUAAUAAAUUCGGCCUCACGUUCCAGACGUCGUCAGACGCAAAAGCCUUCGAUAAGGCGAUUCACUCUGCCAUUGACGACCUGUUUGAUCGUAUGUAUUAUCAUUGUGGCAUGCGUAAACAAGCUACAUACUAGGAUAACAGAAUUUAGAUUAAACUUUGA